CGGUUAUGAGCUGUAUGACAAAACGAAAUGUUUCAACGCGGAACAUUUAAGGUCAAUUUUUAAACUAUACGGUAAAUUUCAUGCUGUUUCUUUUUCUAUAGAGAAAAGUUUACCGGAGGCCUUCAAAAGCGGUACAAAAGGUACAAGAGAACAUUUUUGUUACAUUCACCAACAUACCUGAAAAAGUAUUACAUGAUAUGAAGAAACCUUUUGAAAAAGCGGUGGCAAAUCUGGAGUCUGAAGGCAAGGAGGUGAUUUUUAAAAAAGUCUCGUACGUUGUGGAGAAUAUGAAAGAAGUUUAUGAUAAAUGCUCUCGUUAUAACGGAAAGCAUUCCUGCAUUAUACACGGAGAUUGCUGGUCAAACAACAUGCUGUUUAAGUACAACGAAUCUGGAGAACUAGACGAUGUGAAACUUGUAGACUUUCAAUUAACCAGAAAGACAACUCCUAUCCAUGACCUGUCCUAUUUCUUUUAUUCGGGAGCUUCAAAAGAAGAUUUCGACAAACUGGAUGAAUAUUUAGAAAUAUACCACGAGAGUUUUUCACAAUUUUCCCAGGAACUAGGAUUUCGUGGCGACGAUUUGUUGCCUUUGAAUGUGUUGAAAGACGAAUGGAAAACAUAUUCGAUGCUGGGCGUUUUCAUGGGUAUUUUUUUGUGGGAAUUGAAGCUCAUUCCUAAAGGUGAUGCCAAAAAUAUCGGCGAAAACAAUCAAAGUUUGGACGAAACUCAGAUUCGAGAAAAAUGGAGGGUGGUUUUGGAAAAAGUAUUUAAAGAUGAACGAUUUAAAACGAGGACGAAAGAUAUUUUAUUACACGCUGUAGAGUAUGGUAUUAUUUAAUAAAGAUAGUGAUAAAUA
Messenger RNA from Sitophilus oryzae (rice weevil), 857 nucleotides. RefSeq lists its product as uncharacterized. The record is from RefSeq and is a predicted model, not a curated record. Bases 198 to 839 code for a protein of 213 amino acids. NCBI's taxonomy places the organism in Eukaryota, Metazoa, Arthropoda, Insecta, Coleoptera, Curculionidae. The transcript has 2 exons.